Molecule: messenger RNA, 6600 nt
Organism: Hemicordylus capensis (graceful crag lizard)
Lineage: Eukaryota; Metazoa; Chordata; Lepidosauria; Squamata; Cordylidae
Gene: COL4A1
Product: collagen type IV alpha 1 chain
Exons: 53
Coding region: 136-5172 (1678 amino acids)
Cellular component (GO): collagen trimer
Molecular function (GO): extracellular matrix structural constituent
Source: RefSeq, a predicted model, not a curated record
UCCUCACCCACCACUUGAGGCUCCCAAGAAGGGACACAGGAGAGCAGCGGCAGACUUGGAUCGGGGCCGCCGGUUACGGCUGUGCGCGCAAAUACCAGAGGAGCCAUAGCCCGCCUUUCGGCAAGCGGCGCAAGGAUGUACGGCAGCAGGCUGUGGAGCGGCGCCGCGAUCCUGCUGGCUGCGCUCCUGCUCAGCCCAGAAAAGCGCUUGACGGUGGCGGCGGCGGCGGCUUGCUCUGGCUGUGGAAAAUGUGGCUGCAGUGGAGUAAAGGGGCAAAAAGGUGAUAGAGGUUUUCCAGGCUUACAAGGUUUGGUUGGAUUUCCUGGAAUUCAAGGACAUGAAGGGCCCCCAGGGCACUCAGGACUGAAGGGUGAUACUGGAGAACCAGGACUACCAGGAACAAAAGGAACAAGAGGCCCGCCAGGUCCAGCAGGCUAUCCAGGAAACCCUGGCCUUCCUGGCAUCCCUGGAGGAGAUGGUCCCCCAGGUCCUCCUGGUAUCCCAGGAUGCAAUGGAACAAAGGGUGAAAGCGGCCCCCUUGGUCCCCCAGGUUUACCUGGAUUCCCAGGAAAUCCAGGGCUCCAAGGACCUCCAGGCACAAAGGGAGACCCAGGAGAAGUUAUUGGAUUUCUACCAAAUGGUGUACUAAAAGGCGAAAAGGGCUCUGCUGGCCGACCUGGAUUACCGGGAUCACCUGGAUUACAAGGUGUUCAAGGCCCUAUUGGACCACCUGGACCUUCAGGAAGACCAGGUCCUCCAGGGCCAGCUGGUCCCCCAGGUGAGAAGGGUCAUAUGGGUUUGAAAUUUCAGGGACCAAGAGGUGACAAGGGUGAACGGGGAGUCAUGGGACCCCCAGGUCCCCCAGGACUUGUUCCGCAUGAGAAAGAGAAAGGGACCAUACUCGUACGCGGAGAGAAAGGUGAUCCUGGUGAAAAGGGUGACUAUGGCUUCUCAGGAGCACCAGGCUUAAGCAGCAAAGGGGAGAAAGGUGAACCUGGGAACCCUGGUUCAUUGGGAAGACCUGGGAAGGCUGGAGAGCCUGGAGAAAGGGGAAGUAGUGGAGAAACUGGCCAGCCAGGAUUUCCAGGACUACCUGGCCCAGAUGGCCUCAAGGGAGAUAAGGGUGUACCAGGUCCUGCAGGACCUCCAGGAAUAGUUAGAGAUAAAGAAGACAUAAUAGUAUUUGGUGAAAAAGGAGAUUCAGGUCCGCCAGGAUUCACAGGUCCAAAAGGUGAACUGGGUCCCAAAGGUUUUCCAGGGCCACCAGGGCCACCAGGUCCUCCAGGGCAACCCAGCCCAGGGAUAACAGGGGCACCUGGUUUUCCUGGCGAUAGAGGAGAAAAGGGUGAUCGGGGGCCCCCUGGACUUUCUUUGCCUGGGCCAAAAGGAAGAGAUGGAUUUACAGGACCUCGUGGCCAACCAGGCCCUCCAGGCCCACCUGGCAUAACAGAUGGCGGUCUGGAUUGUCAACCUGGACAAACUGGUGAUAGUGGCUCUCCAGGCCCUCCUGGCCCACAAGGCUAUCCAGGGGAAAGUGGAGAAAAAGGUGAAAAGGGUGACGGUUGUUUUUGUGAUGGAUUUGGCCCGCCUGGAGUACCAGGCCCCCAAGGGCUUCCAGGACAACCAGGUUAUCCAGGACCAGCAGGUGCUAAAGGGGACAGGGGCUUUCCUGGAUCUGAUGGCAUCCCAGGAGUGGCAGGACCUUCAGGUGCACCUGGAUUAACUGGAAACCCAGGACCAAAAGGAGAACAAGGAGAUGUGUUUUUUGACUCUGAUUUAAAAGGUGAUAAAGGAAAUCCUGGUAUUCCUGGAAUUCCAGGAGCUCCUGGUAAAGAAGGAAGGCCAGGGCGAGAUGGCCUGCCAGGUGACCCAGGUCCUAAAGGUGCAUCGGGAACCAUUGGAUUAAAAGGAGAACAUGGGCCCCCAGGAUUAAGUGGUUUUCCAGGGGUCCGUGGAGAGAGAGGCUCUCCUGGUGCUCCAGGAGUUGGGCCUGCUGGGCCACCUGGAGAUAAAGGGGACAAAGGUAGUGCAGGAUUCCCUGGCACACCAGGACUUCCAGGGCCCCAAGGCGAAGCUGGGCGUGCCAUGUUGCUGCCUGGCUCCCCAGGAUCAGAUGGUGUUCCUGGAUCUUCUGGAAUUCCAGGCAUCCAAGGUGACAAAGGAGAUCCUGGGAUCCCAGGAAGACCUGGCUUCCCAGGUGAAAAGGGUCCACCAGGGUUAUCAGGGCAAGGACCUCCUGGCCUUCCAGGGCCUCCAGGUUUUCCAGGUCAGCCAGGCCCACAAGGUCCAACGGGGGAGAAAGGGGAAACUGGUCCCAGAGGGAUACCAGGUUCACAAGGGUUACAAGGCCAAAAAGGUGAAGCUGGAGUAGGUCUCCCAGGUCCUAAAGGGUUUCCCGGCCCACAAGGAAGAGAUGGCUUUCCUGGAAUAAAAGGGGAUCGAGGGCUACCUGGCAUACCAGGAGAAAAAGGGUUUCCAGGUGUGGUUGGCCAACCAGGCUUGCAAGGUGACCGAGGUCCUGAUGGAUUACCAGGUCUACAGGGCUCCCCUGGUGUACCAGGAAUAGGCCCUCCUGGCCCUUCAGGGCCUGUAGGACAACCUGGACCUCCAGGACCAAUAGGACCUCCAGGAAUAAAGGGAGACAGGGGCUACCCAGGUGUCCCCGGUCUAGAUAUGCCAGGGCCAAAAGGAGAUAAAGGUACCCAUGGAACACACGGACUGCCCGGUUUGCAAGGAUUGCCAGGCCCACCAGGCCUUCAAGGAAGAGAAGGCCAACCAGGUGUUCCAGGGAUCAAAGGAGAAAUGGGAGUUAUGGGAACCCCUGGAACCCAAGGUCCUCCUGGCUCUAUAGGAACUCCUGGACUCCAAGGUGAAAAAGGUGACUCAGGUUUUCCUGGCGUGGCAGGAAUCAGAGGUGAUCCUGGUUUCAAAGGUGAAAAAGGUGAAGCUGGUCUACCAGGAAAGCCAGGAUCAAUGGACCGUGUGGAUAUGGAAAGGAUGAAAGGUCAAAAGGGAGAGCAAGGAAAUAAAGGGCAAGGAGGCAUAAUAGGAGAGAAGGGAUUUCAAGGAGAACGUGGCACACCAGGAAUGCCAGGGAAGGAUGGAGAUCCUGGUUUACCUGGUCAAGCAGGUCCAAAAGGGGACCUGGGUCCUCAAGGAUACCCAGGAGAACCAGGGCUGCCUGGACAAAAGGGUUCAAUAGGAGAAAUGGGCCUGCCAGGACAGGCAGGAGUGAAAGGAGUGCAAGGUCUUCCAGGUGAUCCUGGUGUACCAGGGUUUCCUGGAGCAAGAGGUGUGAAAGGAGAGAAAGGAGAGCCUGGAAUUGCAGGAAUUGGCCUUCCUGGGGAGCGUGGUGAGAAGGGAGAAUUGGGGAAAACAGGUAGUCCUGGCAUAGCUGGAGAAAAAGGAGAAAAGGGUAUUCAUGGAAUUCCAGGUUUCCCUGGUUCCCAAGGUGAGAAAGGACAACCAGGUCUUCCAGGUUCUCAAGGUAUUCCAGGCAUCCCAGGAGAAAGGGGUGAAAAAGGAUUUCCAGGCUUGAGUGGUUUUCCAGGCAUAAAAGGACAAACAGGUGACCCUGGGCUCCAAGGUCUUCCAGGUGCACCUGGAGAAAAGGGUGAACCAGGUUAUGAUGGAAUCCCAGGUUCACCUGGUCCAAAAGGGGACUCAGGUAUUCCAGGCAUUGGACGUCCUGGAACUUCAGGUGCUAAAGGAGAAAGAGGUGCAAAAGGAGAUAUGGGUUUUCCGGGAUCCCCAGGAAGUCCAGGAAUUCCUGGUAUAAAAGGAGAACCAGGAUUCGUUGGUCCACAAGGCCCCGUGGGUCAACCAGGCAUUCCUGGAAUACCAGGCAGACUCACAGAGGGACCUAAGGGUGACCGAGGACCCCCCGGGCAACCUGGGUUUCAAGGACAACCUGGGCCACAAGGAUCUCCAGGAGUUCCAGGAUUAUCAGGGCCAAAAGGAGAAAAAGGAAGCCCAGGUUGGCCUGGACAAGCUGGAAGACCUGGAUUCAAAGGGGACCAGGGAUCUCAGGGAAUCCCGGGCAAUGCUGGCUUUCCUGGAACUGUUGGCUCAAAAGGUGACAUGGGACCUCCUGGAAUUCCAGGCCCUCAUGGUCAAAAAGGUUCUUCAGGUUUCCCUGGACUCAAAGGAGAACAAGGUGAUCAAGGGUUUCCUGGAGCUAAAGGUUUCCCAGGACCACCAGGUCCUCCAGGCCCUUACCAGCUUGUGAAAGGUGAACCAGGUUUACCUGGUUCUGUAGGUCCAGUUGGUCCCAAAGGACUUCCUGGUCAUCCAGGCCCAAAAGGACAACAAGGUGUUACAGGACCUGUGGGUCCAACUGGAUCCCCGGGCACUCCAGGAUAUGAUGGAGCACCUGGUCAGAAAGGAGAAACUGGUCCUGUUGGUCCUCCAGGUCCUAGAGGCUUUCCUGGCCCACCUGGCCCUGAAGGCAUACCAGGGUCAAUGGGUCUACCAGGCGCUCCCUCUGUAGCUCAUGGCUUCCUCGUGACCAGGCACAGUCAAACCACAGAAGAGCCAUCAUGUCCAUCUGGAACAAGGCUAAUGUACUAUGGGUAUUCCUUACUUUACGUACAAGGAAAUGAAAGAGCCCAUGGCCAAGACUUGGGCACAGCAGGGAGCUGUCUACGAAAAUUCAGCACAAUGCCUUUCCUGUUCUGCAACAUCAACAAUGUGUGCAAUUUUGCCUCGAGGAAUGACUAUUCUUACUGGCUGUCUACCCCUGAGCCAAUGCCAAUGAGUAUGGCUCCCAUUACAGGAGAGAGCAUCAGGCCUUUCAUCAGUAGGUGUACUGUGUGUGAAGCUCCUGCUAUGGUGAUGGCAGUUCACAGUCAAACAGUCCAAAUUCCACCAUGUCCAGAAGGCUGGAGAUCCCUCUGGAUAGGUUACUCAUUUGUGAUGCAUACGAGUGCUGGUGCAGAGGGCUCUGGGCAAGCUCUGGCUUCUCCCGGUUCCUGUCUUGAAGAGUUCCGCAGCGCUCCAUUCAUCGAAUGCCAUGGCAAGGGCACCUGCAAUUAUUAUGCCAAUGCUUACAGCUUUUGGCUUGCCACUAUUGAGAAACAUGAAAUGUUCAAGAAACCUACUCCAUCUACUCUGAAAGCAGGUGAACUAAGCUCAAACGUUAGCCGUUGCCAAGUCUGUAUGAGAAGAACAUAAUGACUUUCCAGUUGUACCUGCUAACAGUAUGGUGCUAACAGCAGGGAAGCUUAGGCAUAUUUCCUAUGUACCUCAUGGUUGCCCAAUAUGGAAACAGUCAAGUGCCUUACAGGAACCUGCCUAACUCAAUCCUGUGCUUUCUUGGCCUUUUACUCGCUGAAGAAGAAGAAGAAGAAGAUACAAUGGAGAUAAGCUUCAAAUAGCACUUUUGAAUAAAAAUAAUCUUUCGUGAUGCACUGAUAUACUAAACCCAGAAAAAGAAAAUGGUGCUAGGAGGCAUGCAUCUCUGCUUCAUGUGUGUAACUCCCCUUCGUCAUUCCUUCCCAACUCCUGCCUACUUUGACUUUCUAGGCUUUGAAUAUAUACUUAUUGUUCCUGAAAAACUAAUAUAAUGAAGAGUGCCGGUAACAGAAUAUGAUUGAACAGCAAGGAUUCCCUCUUCACAAAAUGCCAGCAUGUGAGAGCCAGUGUGGGGUUGUGGUUAGCGUGUUGGACUAGGACUAGGGAGACCCAAGUCCAAACACCCAGUCAACCAUGAAACUCACUGGGUGACUCUGGGCCAGUCACUUCUCUCUCAGCCUAACCUACCUCACAGGGUUGUUGUGAGGAUAAAUGUAACCAUGUAUACUACUCUGGGCUCCUUGGAGGAAGAAAGAGCAGGAUAUAAAAGUAAUAAAUAAAUAAUAAAUACAGAGUGCUGACAUACAGAGGUGCACCUAAGUAAUUUUGGAGUCCGAACCUAAAGGCUUUUGGAGGCCCCCCUCGUACCUACACACAGUAUUUUAAACACAUUUUUAACGUGAUCACACCACCCGGGACAGACUUAAAAAGGAUUUGGGAGCCCCCAGAGGGUAUAGAGGCCCUGGACUUUGGCCUGGAAGUCCAGGGAUAAAAGCACCUCUACUGAAAGAGAAGGGUGUUCCUCCUGUCUGAAUUGUGUGCACCACUAAAGAAACACAAGCAAGAGGAUGGAGAAUAUUGGAGAUUGAGUCAAUGUGUCUGCCCUUAUAUGUUCUCUGUGUGUGUGUCUGUAUACUUACACGCAGGUUCCCUCUAUUUUCCAAUUAGCCACUCUCAAAUUAGAGAAGCAUAGGAAAAAAUCAGCAAGCCAUUUGUGAUCAAUACAUAAGAUGUAUACCUUGAGCUUCCUUUUUUAUGUAUUAAAUAUUUUCAGGGGUUUACACACUAAUACACUGAAUGACUUGAUUUUGAACAUGUAAAAGGCCUUAAGAGUUGGUGAAUAUAUUCCAAGUUAAAAAGAAACUCAGCACAAUACAAUUGAGUUUCUAUAAAAUAUGCUGGUAUUUGAGAACAUUUAUGUCUAAAUUCAAUCAUAUAAGUAAGCCAUAUUUUUAAAGAGGCCUUUAGAGCAUUCUAUGACUGUACUUUUUAAAAAUGAAAAAUGAAUAAAAAGUAUUUGUGUAAAAA